Messenger RNA from Hymenoscyphus albidus, 839 nucleotides. The record is from the annotation of a GenBank genome assembly. Lineage: Eukaryota; Fungi; Ascomycota; Leotiomycetes; Helotiales; Helotiaceae.
AAAAAAUUACUCCAUGCACUUUACGCGUGGAAUUUCACGGGUGCUGGGAGCGCGAAGAGAGAAACACGAGAUCAGCCCUUCUUCUCCAACCUAGCAAAGCCAAGAGCCUCUGUAUCAACACCACAACCUUAAUACUACCACUACUCAAUACCCAACCUUGGCCAACCCCCAUCAACUACACUCAGCGUCGUGAAUAAAAUCUAAAUCCAAUUGCUUUGUACUCUCACAGCCUCUCCACAGACCAUCACCCAACCAUAGCCCCCACCAACAAGGAAACCCCCCAUCAAAAACCAAUCACCAUGGCUACCAGACGACCCAUCUCAUCAGACAGAACAAUCCCAUCACAAGAGACCAAUGAAUUCACACAAAAAGCUGGAGAGAAAAGCAUCAUCGCCCCUGCCGUUCCAGCGUACGUCUUCUCCCCUCUCUCUAUAAAGCCUCUAAUCCCAUCUCACCCUGCCACCCAUCCCAAAAUCACAACUAACACCCACCACAGACACGUAAUCUUCAAACUCCUCGGUUUCACCCUAGCAAUGGUAGUCUGUCCUUUGGGAACCUACUAUCUCUCGCUAGACACCAUCUUCCGUGGUCCGUUAUCCAUUCACUCACUCUUCCUUAUCCUGUGGCUUGGCCCUAGAGCUGUAUAAAAUUGCCCCAUCUUGGCAAUCAUUAUAUCGCUCAUCCAAACUAACAGUGAACAUUCAGGUAAUUCAACAUAUGCAGGAGCGUCAGCGGCAAUCAUGGCAAACAUUGUCUUGAUGGGUUACGUCAUCGUUGCGUUCAGAGAGGAUCAGAGUGACGCAAUUGAGGCUGCAGAAAAGGAGAAGAAGGGAAAGUGA